AUGGCGCCCAAGGCUAAGGGCGGCGAGCAGCCGAAAAAGACCAAAGCCUCGGUCGAAGACAAGACUUUUGGCAUGAAAAAUAAAAAGGGUGGCACCGCAAAGAGACAGAUUGCGCAACUUCAGGCCCAAGCAAAGUCGAACAAGUCCCCUGAAGAGAAGCGGAAAGAAGCCGAGAAGGAACAGAGAAAGAAGGAGAAGGAAGCAGCCGAAAAGGCCAAAGCCGAGGCCGCUGAACUCUUCAAGCCCAUCCAAGUCCAAAAGGUCCCCUUUGGUGUGGACCCCAAAACAGUGCUGUGUCAGUUCUUCAAGCAGGGCCACUGCGACAAAGGGAAGAAAUGCAAAUUUAGCCAUGACUUAGAAGUGAUCAAGAAAGUGGCCAAGAAGGACCUGUACCAAGACACUCGGGAACAGGACAAAGAGGAGAAAGAGAAAGACAAUAUGGAGGAUUGGGAUGAAGAGAAGCUACGAAAGGUGGUGCUCAGUAAACAUGGAAAUCCCCGGACCACCACGGAUAAAGUGUGCAAAUACUUCAUCCAAGCAGUGGAAGAUGGGAAGUAUGGCUGGUUCUGGACUUGUCCCAAUGGAGGAGAUAAGUGCAUGUACAAGCACAGCUUGCCGCCUGGGUUCGUCUUGAAAACCAAGGAACAGAGGCGUGCCGAGAAGGCAUUGAUGGACAAGUCUCCGAUGAACACACUGACUCUGGAAGAUUUCCUGGAAUCGGAACGACAUAAACUGACAGGAACUUUGACACCUGUGACACCAGAGUCAUUCGCUAAGUGGAAGAAAGAGCGCAUGGACAAGAAGGCUGCCGAAGCAGAGGCCUUGAAAGCGAAAGAUGCGACGGGCAGAGCCAUGUUUGAAAGUGGAAACUGGAAAGACUCGGAAGACGAAGACAGUGAGGACGAGGACGACGAGGGGGAUGACGGUGACGACGACGCAUGGAACCUCGAAGCUAUGCGCAAAGAGACCGAACGACUGCGAAUGCUAAAGGAAGAGGAGCGGUUAGCCAAAGCGAACGGUGAACCCGUGCCCGACCGGAACGAUGAUACCGAGAGCAACGCGGCAGAGAGUGAAGAAGGCGGCAACGAUAAUGAUGAGGACGGCGGGAGUGCGAGCAGCGAUGAUGGCAGAGAAGCUCUCAUCCAGACCAAUGGAGAGGGUAGUGGGACAUGA
Messenger RNA from Fonsecaea multimorphosa CBS 102226, 1173 nucleotides. RefSeq lists its product as uncharacterized. Gene Ontology annotation, molecular function: mRNA binding; metal ion binding. Gene Ontology annotation, cellular component: cytosol. The record is from RefSeq and is a predicted model, not a curated record. Bases 1 to 1173 code for a protein of 390 amino acids. Gene Ontology annotation, biological process: cytoplasmic translation. Lineage: Eukaryota; Fungi; Ascomycota; Eurotiomycetes; Chaetothyriales; Herpotrichiellaceae. The transcript has 2 exons.